Messenger RNA from Lolium perenne, 1791 nucleotides. Its product is annotated as probable polyamine transporter At1g31830. Gene Ontology annotation, biological process: transmembrane transport. Gene Ontology annotation, molecular function: transmembrane transporter activity. Gene Ontology annotation, cellular component: membrane. Lineage: Eukaryota; Viridiplantae; Streptophyta; Magnoliopsida; Poales; Poaceae. The record is from RefSeq and is a predicted model, not a curated record.
UUACUUUCGCCUGCUCUUCUUAUCUCGACUUUAAAUUGGAUCAUUCGCAGGCCAUAUCUGUUCUUCUCUUCUUCCUCACAAUGCGCUAUCUCAACUGCAUCGGCUGUACCUGAGCAUGUCCUAGCAACACCGGACCGCAGGGGAUCAAUUUCUUCUCUUUCUCGCAACAGAGGAACACAAUAACCUUAACAAAAGAAAUUUUAGCCGAUCUAAAUAUGGGGGAUCAUGAUGGUUUCAAGCACAAUGUUGUCCGUCAAACUGGCACUCCAAAGGUUUCAAUUCUCCCACUCGUCUUCCUCAUUUUCUAUGAAGUUUCCGGGGGUCCAUUUGGUAUCGAGGAUAGUGUCAAGGCGGCUGGCCCACUCCUGGCAAUUGUGGGUGUUCUGUUCUUUGCGGUCCUUUGGGGUGUCCCAGAAGCACUAAUCACUGCUGAGAUGGGCACUAUGUUCCCUGAGAAUGGAGGUUAUGUUGUCUGGGUCUCUUCGGCUCUUGGACCAUUUUGGGGUUUUCAGCAAGGUUGGGCAAAGUGGAUUAGUGGUGUCAUAGAUAAUGCACUAUAUCCUGUCCUUUUUCUCGACUAUAUGAAGUCCAGCAUUCCAGCUUUUGGGAGUGGACUGCCAAGGACCAUGGCGUUGCUAAUCCUCACAAUUGCUCUUACUUAUAUGAACUACAGAGGGUUAACGAUAGUUGGCUGGGUGGCCGUGCUUCUUGGGGUGUUUUCACUCCUCCCAUUCUUUUUAAUGGGACUGAUAGCUGUUCCAAAUAUUGAGCCUUCAAGAUGGCUUGAAAUGGACUUGGGUAAUACGAAUUGGGGCUUGUAUCUGAAUACGCUUUUUUGGAAGAUCAACAAUUGGGAUUCAGUUAGUACAUUAGCUGGAGAGGUGUACAAUCCAGAGAAAACCAUUCCCAGGGCACUUUCAUAUGCUCUAAUUGUGGUAGUUGGGGGACACCUCUACCCUCUGAUCACUUGUACAGCAGCAGCUCCGGUUGUACGGGAGUUCUGGUCAGACGGAUAUUUUGCAGAAGUUGGAACCAUACUAGGUGGAUUUUGGUUGCAUUCCUGGAUUCAAGCGGGUGCUGCAUUGUCAAAUAUGGGAAACUUUCUUACGGAGAUGAGCACUGAUUCUUACCAGCUUCUUGGGAUGGCUGAGCGUGGCAUGCUCCCUGAAUUCUUCGCCAAGAGAUCACGGUAUGGAACCCCUCUGAUCGGCAUCCUCUUCUCUGCGCUUGGUGUGAUCCUCCUGUCAUGGAUGAGCUUUCAUGAGAUCAUGGCAGCGGAUAACUACAUCUACUGUUUCGGAAUGAUCCUGGAGUUUAUCGCAUUUGUCAAGCACAGAGUAACCCAUCCAAAUGCCCCCAGGCCUUACAAAGUCCCGCUGGGCACUGUCGGCGCCAUUCUGCUGAUUGUGCCUCCUCUCAUGCUGAUCGCCAUGGUGAUGGUGCUCGCGUCCUUCAAGGUGAUGGUGGUGAGCUUCCUUGCAGUGCUUAUCGGGCUUGUGCUGCAACCGUUCCUGGUGUAUGCGGAUAAGAAGCAAUGGUUGAGGUUCUCUGUCAGUAAGGACCUGCCAGAUUUGCCGGACUCCAGUGUCUUCAGACAAGAUGAAAUGACUCCUCUCUUGUUCUAGUUCACACUAGUAAUCAAACACGUGCGCAUGCACGUUAUGUAUAAUUGUAUGCGUCAUUGUUCCUUCCUAAAAAAACACAAAUAAUCGAUGUUUUUGUUUAUUUUACUUCUAGGGUGGAACAUCAGGUCUUCAUCAAAUCAGAUAUGAAUUGAGUUGCUACAUGAUU